Messenger RNA from Haemonchus placei, 2445 nucleotides. Lineage: Eukaryota; Metazoa; Nematoda; Chromadorea; Rhabditida; Trichostrongylidae. The record is from the annotation of a GenBank genome assembly.
AUGUCGUUACCGUAUCCUCCUCUGUUGAAUGCUAUAGAAUGGACUACUGCAGGAUCCUUCAACGGUCUACAACGUCGUCGGAUGAGAUUCAUCGACAGCAGUGAAGAUGAAGCUGAAGGUGAUAUGCGUGUGCUGAUGAAUACCCAGGAGAAGCACCACUAUCCUUCAUCCUCAUCAAAAAUGGCAAUCCGACGUCGUACCCGUCAUGCUCCUUCGUUGGCUCCCAUUAAGGAGCCAUUUCGUGAGCCUGACUGUCAUCACCAUCAGUCGACACCCAGUCGAGCUGUCUCAAUGGAUUGUGUCGCCCAAGCGGCGGCCCAUGUCAGUAAUCCUAUGUCAAAACGUCAUUCAUCAUCAUUUGCCAUCAGUUCAGAAAAUGAAUUCAAAGUGAUGGCUGCCAGUAAGCUGAUCGAUGCUAUUGAGAAUUUUCGACGAGCUGAAGUAAGCCGGCCAUUCAAAGGUUCUACGGAAUCAUUACCACCAUCAUCAUCGUCAUUGUCGUCGUCACCUCGACGUACUACAGCCAAUUCCAAAUCGCCAUUCGAUCUUUUAAGCUAUGUUCUGGGAAAAAGAACAGAAAGAUCGCUUUGUGUAUCGCCGCCGAUUCUCAUAUCAUCGACUUGUUCAGCCGUUUCAUUACAAGAUAUCCCGAGCGCUAAUGGAGAACGAAAACGCGACAAUAUGCAGACCAGGGACAUCAUGAAAGAGAUGCUACAAAGGCCAGGUCCUUACCCACAAAUUGUUCUGCCAUCAAGUGGAUUCUGGAUGGAUGGGGUCAGCCAGAAUAACAUGUACCUUGACCAAGAGAUAAUGGGUGCUAGUACAAAUAGUUGUGCCAGAUUCAAGCUGGAAACAGAUGAGACCAGCCACUGCUAUCGACGAUAUUUCUAUGGCAGAGAACACCACGAUUUCUUCACCAUGGAUCCAGUAGUUGGACCAUUAGUACUGUCUGUCAGGACGGAAGUGAUUUCGUCGCAGGACCACUUUAGGAUUAUGCUACGCUCCAAAAAAGGAACCGUACACAAAAUUAUUUCAGCCAGCGCUCUGGCUGAUAGACCUUCGGCUUCACGAAUGGCUCGUUUACUUUGCGAAGAAAUCACUAGCGAACUCUUCACGCCAGUAGCAUUUCCGGGUGGAUCGGAAUUGAUCGUACAGUAUGACGAGCAUGUCCUAACAAACACCUACAAAUUUGGAGUUAUCUACCAGAGAGGUGGCCAGAUUAGCGAAGAGGAACUGUUCGGGAAUGCUCGCAGCUCACCAGCUUUCCAGGAAUUCCUUGGCGUUCUCGGUGAUACGGUCGAACUGCAAGGCUUUUUGGGAUAUCGUGGUGGCCUCGAUACCGUUCAUGGUCAAACGGGUCUCCAAGCCGUGUACACAGAAUUUCGUGGUCGUGAAGCGAUGUUCCAUGUGUCUACAAUGUUACCGUAUACCCUUGGGGAUCAACAACAACUUCAACGUAAACGACAUAUCGGCAAUGAUAUUGUUGCUAUUAUUUUCCAAGAAACUAAUACUCCAUUUGCUCCGGAUAUGAUUGCCAGUAACUUCCUUCAUGCCUACAUUGUCGUGCAACCGAUCGAUGCACUCACCGACAAAGUUCGCUAUCGAGUAUCUGUUGCUGCUCGUGAUGAUGUGCCCUUCUUCGGACCAACCCUACCAGCCCCAUCAAUCUUCAAAAAAGGCCAAGAUUUCCGGAAUUUCCUACUAACUAAACUCAUCAACGCUGAGAAUGCCGCUUAUAAGAGCGCCAAAUUCGCCAAAUUGGCGGAACGUACCCGUUCAUCUCUUUUGGACAGUCUGUAUGCGAACCUAAAGGGACGUGCCGAAUUCUAUGGAUCGCCACUAUUGGAAAGUACAGAACAUUCUGGUGGACUUUUCAGUUCCGUCAAAAAGGCGCUUAUCGGCAGAUCACGUUCCGUUUCACAAGAAGUCAGUACACCAUCUCGCACCGUUUCAAUGUCGGUCCCGUUACGAACAUUUACCGUACCAAAACGAAGUGCAAAUUCGGAACGAGAUAAAAAAACAACUUCGUAUUUCAGGCAAGAGUGGGAAGUGUCAUCGGCUGACAACGAUUCACCCGAAAACGAGGUCGAUUCCGACACGGGAAUGGAAUCGAUGUCAUCUACGGAUCAGCCAUCAACUCGAUUGUCAUGCACCUUCUGUGUCGACGACUGCCAUUCAGCAGAAUCGAAGAAGCUUGAAACCCUCAUGAUGGAUAUCGACCGAUUGAGCGGUGAGAAAUCAGACCUUCUCCGGCAGAAUGUCACCUGUAAAACCGAUAUCAAAAAGUUGAAAGAGAGACAAAGCUGCCUAUCCGACGAAUUGGAACGUGCCAACGAGGAAAUUGCUCGUCUUCGGCGGAUGAUCAAGCGGCCAUCACAGGAGGCCAGUACGGCGGCCGUUCAUCAGACAAACCAUGAACGCUCGUUUAGUGACGUAUCUGUCUAG